UUGCUACAGCAACGGCCAGUGAAUUUUCCCCCCUCUUUUGCCUCUUUAACCCCCUUUUUUUUUUUUUUUUCUACCUGUUCAAAUGUGGUCCGUAAAAUUGUGCCAACGUUUUUGACAACACUAGUUGCACAUUGUACGGAAAAGUGUUUUUACAACGAAAAAAAAUAAAGCUUAAUUUAAAAAACAAAAAUGAAUAGAUAAAUCAUUGCUUUUAAAUUAUAUUAUUACAGUUUUUUUUUUUUUUUUUUUCUUGUAUUUUAAAUAAAUAAAAAAAAGCCACUUUUUUUGUGUUUAAAUAUAUUUUUUUUUGUUAAGUUUAGUCAAUUAUUGUGUGAGUUUGAGGAAAAAAAAAAAAAAAAAAUUUUAUAAUUUUUUUUAUGAUAUAAUUAUGAAGUCAUUUAUUAAUGUCAGAAAAAUAAAACAAGUUUCAUGGCAACGGUAAAAUAGGAUUUAAAGUGAUAACGUCAACGUUUGAGUGACAAUAAAUUGCAUAAAAACAACAAUUUAAAAUCAACAAUUAAUUUAAAGCAAAACAAGACACAAUGGCAUCAGUUGGUGCUGAGUUAGUUGCUGAAAGACAAUCAGAAGCAAUAAUGGAAAUAGAAUCAAGUAAUAAAACAUUUGUUGGAGCUGAGGGUUUAGUUAGAAUGGCAUUUGAACAAUACACUGAAAUAUUAGAAACAGCAUCUGAUCCAAGAGUCAGUGAUUGGCCACUCAUGGAUUCACCAGUACCAUCAAUAUUAAUUGUUGCAUUGUAUCUUUAUUUUGUAACACAAUUUGGACCUAAAAUUAUGAUCAACAAAAAACCAUUUAGAUUGAGAAAUAUACUUGUUGCUUACAAUGCAUUUCAAGUUAUAUUUUCAAUGGGAAUGCUUUAUGAGCAUUUAAUGUCCGGUUGGCUGUCAGAUUACAGCUACAAGUGUCAACCAGUUGAUUAUUCACAAAAUCCAACAGCAAUGAGAAUGGCUAAUUUAUGCUGGUGGUAUUUUAUCAGUAAAUUCACUGAAUUUGCCGACACGAUAUUCUUUGUGUUGAGAAAGAAAGACAGUCAGGUGACAUUUUUGCAUCUGUAUCAUCACUCAUUGACCCCACUGGAAACUUGGAUAUGCGUUAAAUUUAUAGCAGGUGGACAUGGCACCCUGGGUAAUCUCAUAAAUAAUGCUGUUCAUGUUGUUAUGUAUGCUUACUACAUGCUCUCAGCAAUGGGUCCCGAGUAUCAAAAAUAUCUCUGGUGGAAAAAACAUUUAACCACUGUACAAUUGAUACAAUUCUUUUUGGUAUUUGUACACAGUGCACAGGCACUUAUUUUUCCAUGUGGAUAUUCAAAAUUAGUUGCAACAUUAUUACUUUUACAUUCAACAAUAUUUUUCAUAUUAUUUUCUGAUUUUUAUCUUCGUGCAUAUCGCAAGAGUGCAGCAGCCAAAAAACUCAAGGAUCAAUAAAUCAAUUAGUAUAUUUAAAAAAAUAUAAAAAUCUAAUAAUUUCAUUGAAAAAAGAAGAUAAAAAAAUAUAUUUCAGUCAAAAAUAAAAAAAUUAUCUUAUUUGUUUUUUAAUUAUUUAAAUAGUUUUAAUUUCGAAAAAAUAAUUGAGCUAAAAAUUUGUGGCAUUGUUAGAAAUUUUUUCACUGAUAAAUAAUAGUUUAAAAAUAAAUUAAAUAAUUAAAAUUGUUAAAAUUAUAUUUAAUAAAUAAUUUAAAAAAUUCAAUAGCAUUGUUAUAAACAAAUAAAAAAUAAAUUUAAAGCUAAAUUAACAAAAAUAAAUUAAAAAAUAAUUUGAGAAAAGAAAAAAAUUUCUUUAAAUUAUAAAUAAACAAUAAAUCUAUAAAUAAAUAAUAAAAUUAUAAAUAUUGUAUUAAUUAUAAUAAUGUAUAAUUUAAAUAAGUUAAUAUAAUUAUUCCUUACCUCUUGUAAUUACACCUAUAAUUAUCAUUUUAAGAUUUCAUUUGACAAAAAAAAAAAAAUAUCAAAACUCUGUUUUGUUGUUUAAAUUUUGUUGCUCAACAAUGAAACUGUUGACACUAGUUAAUUAAUAUAAAUCAAUUAAUAUUAUAAAUAUUCUAAUUGUUUAAAUAAUGUGCUAAGAAAAAUUGUAAAUUGCAACUGCACUUGUAUCAAACUGCACACAGCAGUUGAUAGUCUAGCACUAUCGAUUAUAUCAAAAAAAAAAAAAAAAAAAAAUUGUGAAAACGUUCAAGUGGCCCAGUGACACUCAAACCCUCAAAACAAUGUAAUUAAAAAAGCAAAAAAAAAUAUAAUUUUAUACUUAAUUGACAAAUUAAUUGUAAUUUAAAUUAUAUAAAUAAAAUAAUUAUAAAUAUUAUAAAUAAAUAAUUUUAAACUAUUUCGAAAUCUCUGAUUUAAACCAAUUUUUUCUUCUUUUUUUUCUAUAACUAACCAUGCAUUAUUAAUAAUGAAAUGAAAAUUAUUAUAUCAACAAAAUUUAGCACGUUUAUAAUGGCCUUUAAUUAGAAUAUUUCAUAAAUAUGUACACAAACAAGAAAUAAUUAUUUCUCGUUCACCACAAUAUCUAAUUUUCAACAUGAUGAAUAAAUUUUUCUUAGUUUUCUUAUUGUUGAUAUUUUUAUUGUUAUUAAUUAUUAAUUCUUAGUUUUUUUUUUUCUUUUUCAUUUGAAAAAACCUACUUUUUAUUUGUGAUUAUUUAUGCAGCAAUUGCCUGCUGUUCUUUUUUUCUUUUUUGUCUUUCCAACAAUCUACGUUCACGUUCGUAUUCUUUCAUUCUCAAAACAUAA
Molecule: messenger RNA, 2749 nt
Organism: Aphidius gifuensis
Lineage: Eukaryota; Metazoa; Arthropoda; Insecta; Hymenoptera; Braconidae
Product: elongation of very long chain fatty acids protein 7
Exons: 6
Coding region: 543-1442 (299 amino acids)
Biological process (GO): fatty acid elongation, polyunsaturated fatty acid; very long-chain fatty acid biosynthetic process; fatty acid elongation, monounsaturated fatty acid
Cellular component (GO): endoplasmic reticulum membrane
Molecular function (GO): fatty acid elongase activity
Source: RefSeq, a predicted model, not a curated record